UUCUUCUUCUGCUUUAGUUUCCGAGAAAGUUGAAGCAGAGAAGCAGAGAAGCAGAAAGUUUCAGAAUUCUCUUUUCUCUUUUAGCUCAAAGCUCACACACACGAACACUCGAUUCCUCGUUUAACCUUUGUGUUUGUCAAUUUUCGUUUCCUCUUUUGACGAUUCAUUUCUCGAUUCGAUCUCGAUUUGUGUUUUGUUUAGUGUUUAAAGAUCGAUUCCAAUCUUUUACUUCUGGAAUACUGAUGAAGUUUUUUUAAGGAUUUGAUCUGUUGAAGUUUCGAUUAAGAAGAUAGUUGUUUAGGGUUUAUGGUUUGUAAUUGAAUUUUUUUUUAUCUGGAAUGGGUUGUGAGGUUUCAAAGCUAUCUGCACUUUGUUGCGUUUCAGAAUCUGGAAGAUCGAAUCCUGAUGUUACAGGCUUAGAUGAAGAAGGGAGAGGUGAAUCGAAUGAUUUGCCUCAGUUUCGUGAAUUCUCUAUAGAGACUAUAAGGAACGCUACUUCAGGAUUUGCAGCAGAGAAUAUAGUUUCAGAGCAUGGUGAGAGAGCUCCUAAUGUUGUUUAUAAAGGGAAGCUUGAGAAUCAAAGACGUAUUGCUGUCAAAAGGUUUAACAGGAAAUCUUGGCCUGAUUCUCGUCAAUUCUUGGAAGAAGCCAAAGCUGUUGGUCAAUUACGGAAUCAUAGGAUGGCAAAUUUACUUGGAUGUUGCUAUGAAGGUGAAGAGAGACUACUUAUUGCAGAGUUUAUGCCUAAUGAAACUUUGGCAAAACAUCUUUUCCACUGGGAGUCACAACCAAUGAAGUGGGCGAUGCGACUGAGAGUAGCUUUACAUAUUGCUCAGGCGCUAGAGUAUUGUACCAGCAAAGGACGUGCACUUUACCAUGACCUAAAUGCUUAUAGAGUUCUCUUUGAUGAUGAUGCAAAUCCAAGACUUUCAUGCUUUGGUUUGAUGAAAAACAGUAGAGAUGGAAAGAGUUACAGCACUAACCUGGCAUUCACUCCUCCCGAGUAUCUGAGGACCGGUCGCGUAACACCCGAAAGUGUGAUAUACAGCUUUGGAACUCUAUUACUUGACCUUCUGAGUGGAAAGCACAUACCUCCAAGCCAUGCGUUGGACCUCAUACGGGACAGGAACAUUCAGAUGCUGAUGGAUUCAGGUUUGGAGGGUCAAUUUUCAAGUGACGAUGGGACUGAAUUAAUAAGGUUAGCUUCAAGAUGCUUGCAAUAUGAACCCCGAGAGCGGCCUAACCCAAAAUCUUUAGUCUCUGCAAUGAUUCCUCUUCAGAAAGAUCUUGAGAUUGCUUCUCAUCAAUUGUUGGGCAUACCUAACAGUGCCACAACCACCGCUCUUUCACCACUUGGCGAAGCAUGCCUAAGACCAGAUCUAACUGCUAUACAUGAGAUCAUUGAAAAGCUUGGAUACAAGGAUGACGAGGGUGCAACCACAGAGCUUUCUUUCCAGAUGUGGACCGACCAGAUGCAGGACACAUUGGUCUUCAAGAAAAAGGGGGAUUCUGCAUUCCGACAUAAAGACAUUGCAAAGGCCAUCGAAUGCUUUUCUCAGUUCAUCGAGGUAGGUACAAUGGUUUCCCCAACUGUUUAUGCAAGACGUAGUCUAUGUUACCUAAUGAAUGAGAUGCCUAAAGAAGCACUAUAUGAUGCAAUGCAAGCCCAAGUCAUAUCUCCUGCGUGGCAUAUCGCAUCCUAUCUCCAAGCUGUAGCUUUGUCAGCUCUAGGACAAGAGAACGAAGCACACGCUGCUCUAAAAGACGGUGCAAUGCUUGAAAGCAAAAGAAACACUUUGUGAUUAUAAGUAAAACGAAGAGGAGAAACUGGAGUAGGAGAUAAACAUAAUCCUUUACGCUAACCCAUACACCCGAAGAACCACUGUCUCAACCUUGUAUGUAUGAAAUGCCUGCAGAUUUAAGAUCAAAGCAUUACAAAUCUACAUCAAUUGUUCCUUUCCAAAGCCUUGAUCAUCACAUCACUGGUUAGUCUGGUUUUUAUUUCAGUUUAGUGCCCGUUUUGCAAGAUCCUCGUUUCAAGCCACUGCGAUUCUUCGAUUACAGCGAGUGGACUGUGUUUAUUCUGUUGUUGUUGUUGUUGUUGUUGUUUUGGUUGAAUGGUACAGACGUGUUUGGUAUCAUAGAGAAGAAAAGAAGUGUCCAUGGAGAUAUAUGAGAUAACAAAACUUCAAAAUGUGUGAUUGUGUAUUAUUUGCUUUAAUGUAAUUCAAAUGUUUUGUAUAGAAGGAAGUAGAAACCUCUAUGUUAUUCCA
Molecule: messenger RNA, 2273 nt
Organism: Arabidopsis lyrata subsp. lyrata
Lineage: Eukaryota; Viridiplantae; Streptophyta; Magnoliopsida; Brassicales; Brassicaceae
Product: probable serine/threonine-protein kinase At5g41260
Exons: 10
Coding region: 339-1802 (487 amino acids)
Biological process (GO): brassinosteroid mediated signaling pathway; protein phosphorylation
Molecular function (GO): protein binding; ATP binding; protein kinase activity
Source: RefSeq, a predicted model, not a curated record